GUCGGACUCACCGAGCCCACUAAAACACAAUUCUGCAGAUACCUUUUUCAUCUCGUUCCCUUGAAUUUCAUGUCCAUAGAAAACACAGUUCCAAUUGCCAAUGAACCUCCCCAUAUUGUCACCAAUGGGGUGGAUGUUGCUACCGUCGAAAUCCUAGACCAGACGGAAGCACCUGAAUCCGACGAAGAUCACAAUGCGAGACUGGAACGAGAAAUGGUCGCACUUCCCAUUGUCAAUAAGCUCCGCGACGAUCCCAACAUCACUGAAGUUGUCGCUUAUGGUCACUUGCCACCUUCGGCGUACCAGCAUUCAUUGACAGCCAGUACCCUUCGGGGCCGUGGAAAAAUUGCUAUCCGGCCAUUGAAAUUUUUCAAUAAAGAGAAAACAGAGUGCUACAUGAUAUGCCACCUUGGAAGGUCACUAUGCGGGCAUGAUGGUAUUAUCCAUGGCGGUAUGCUUGGAACAUUGUUGGAUGAGCAUUUAGCCUACGUAACUGUUCCCAGCUUACCAAAUCACACGGGCUUCACUGCUCGUUUAGAGGUCAAUUACCGUGCCCCUGUUAAAGCAGAUCAAUGGGUCAUAGUUGGCGGCAAAUUAGAUUAUGUGGACGGCCGUAAAGCCUGGGCAGACGCCUGGGUAGAGGCCAUAGAUCAGAGCAUUAAAUAUACUGAAGCUCGUGCUCUGUAUGUUAGCCCUAGACAGCCAAUGGCUAAAGUAGAAUUCUAGAUAAGACUUAGUAUCCAAAUCUCAUUAUAAACAUCAUUCAGCACCUCAUAUUCACAAAGCUAUCAGUGAUCGAUAAAGUUACAAAUGAC
Umbelopsis ramanniana AG is the source of this 815-nucleotide messenger RNA. RefSeq lists its product as uncharacterized. Lineage: Eukaryota; Fungi; Mucoromycota; Umbelopsidomycetes; Umbelopsidales; Umbelopsidaceae. The transcript is spliced from 3 exons. Bases 70 to 726 code for a protein of 218 amino acids. The record is from RefSeq and is a predicted model, not a curated record.